GAAAUCUUUUUUCUCUCUAUUUCACGAUUUUUUUUUUCUUCUAGCAAGAUAACGCCCACUGCCUUUUCUAGGGUAAUCAUAUCAAGCGUUAUUUGUUUUUAGGAGGAAGUUCAACCAGCCGGCCUCUUUCUCAAUUGUAACAUCCCUUCACGAAGCACCACUCUUUACAUCGCUCACUUGAAUUCCACCUCCUGAGUUAUUUGAACAGGUUGAGGUUUGGUUCUUCUGAGCAGAUGAAAAAAAUGAAGUUGAUGGAUAGCCUUCCACUGUUUGCCCUCGUUACUUUACUCUUUCCAACAAGAACUUCCCAGUCACUCAUGGACGAUGAACAGCUGGAAUUUAAGAUGUUGAACCUUUCUCAGAAUCGAGAUCCUGAACCUCUAGUUCCGACCAGGACGAUUCCGUGGACCCCAGCCGCAACUCACCUUGUCACACCCAAAAAUUCGAGGUCGGCAGUUCAACAAGGGUUCCUUAUGCCCACCGGUUUACCAACUUUGACAAAGCGUCAAGAUCAAUGUCGUCUCUCUGAAAACUUCUUGGAACCCGAAGCUGGCAAUAAUUGCGCGGGAAAAUAUCACAAUCCUAUAGCUGCCACGAUCAGUGGCCCGUGGGGUCUUCUGCCGACGCCCAGAGCAUUCGUCCACAGGGAGGAGACCGUUUUAAAAGCAGGCGCAUCCAUCUAUCGACCAGUUGGACCUAAUAUAUACUGGCUCGGUCUGGAUGAGAACCAAGGCAGACGUGUUUCAUACCCUUCAAGAAAACGCGUGCGCGAAGCAUUUGCAAUCGCAGCGGCCAUGGGCGCCAACACAGUGCGUUCAAUUUCACUAGGCGUCAGCGUCGGCCAUCCGCUGAGUGUCUGGCCGAUGAAAGGCGAAACAAACGAAGACGCUUUUCAAUCCAUUGAUUAUGCUAUCGGCACGGCUCGACAGUAUGGCAUCAGAUUAAUCAUACCCCUAACAGACAAUUAUCGUUUUUACCACGGAGGGAAAUACACCUUCCUGAAGUGGGAAGGCAUCAACACGACUGACGCCGAUGCGGAGCAGAACUUUUACCGCAACGAAGAGGUCAUGGACACCUUCAAAGAUUACAUCGAGGUCAUCCUUACCCAUGUCAACCAAUACACCGGUAUCGCAUAUAGAGAUGACCCAACGAUUCUGGCCUGGGAAACGGGGAAUGAACUGGGUGCAUUUGAUCUCGAAGAAGGUGCUCCACCUGCGUCGUGGACAAAUGAGAUCGCACGUCAUAUCAAACGGAUCGAUUCUCGUCAUCUGGUGAUCGAUGGCUCUGAUGGCGUAUUCGAUAGUGACAACGACGAUAUUGAAGGUCUAGACGUCGACGCGGUGGACAUCAUUUCCGAUCAUCUUUACCCACCCAACAAUUUCACAUUUUGGCGAGAUCAUGGGCUAGCAUCCUCGGCGAGCAAGGUGCUUCUGAUUGGGGAGUACGAUUGGACGGGCUCGAACGGAGGCUUGACGCUGAGCUCGUUCUACAACGAGGUCAUCAAAACCAACAACGUCGGCGAUAUUGCUUGGAACGUGAUGACCCACGACGAUCAGUGUUGCAAAUUUAUCACCCAUGAUGAUGGGUAUAGUAUCUAUUACCCUAAUGGAAACGCAAGCAUCUUACAAAAAAGACUCUUGCGACUCGUCCAACACUGGUAUCAUCUCACCGGAAGGAACUCGCCUCACGUGUUGCCGGCAGUGACUUGCCCCCAGCCAGAAUGGCUAAAACAACCUUGAAGAUCACCAUUCUUCCGAUCGAUUCUGGAGGAAGACGUUUUUGGCCUUGCCCCCCCCUUUUUUUUAUAUAUAAUGAAAAUGAACAAGUUAUAUACUAGCUCCGAUUACAACCGGGGUUAAAUUCCUAGCAUCCUUCUCCCCUAAUUCUAAUCUGAUUUCACUAAGCUUAACCCAUAUAUAUAUAUUGAGGGUUCUUGAAAUCUCCUCAGACAACGAGGAAUUUGAUUUUCUUAAAUCAAUCAAUACAUCGAUUCCAGAGUUCGAAUUUAUAGUAACGCACGAUUCUAUCCGCUUUUAUAAAACCGCCCGAACCGCAACAAGAAUUCUGUAGAAUAAAUGGAUCUUAUACAUACAUAGCUGCUCUAUAUCAACACAUCUUUCUUAUCUCAACCAAUCAGAUCAUC
This is a messenger RNA of Puccinia graminis f. sp. tritici CRL 75-36-700-3, 2143 nucleotides long. RefSeq lists its product as uncharacterized. The record is from RefSeq and is a predicted model, not a curated record. The transcript has 12 exons. Lineage: Eukaryota; Fungi; Basidiomycota; Pucciniomycetes; Pucciniales; Pucciniaceae. Gene Ontology annotation, molecular function: hydrolase activity, hydrolyzing O-glycosyl compounds. Bases 234 to 1739 code for a protein of 501 amino acids.